Molecule: messenger RNA, 180 nt
Organism: Protopolystoma xenopodis
Lineage: Eukaryota; Metazoa; Platyhelminthes; Monogenea; Polystomatidea; Polystomatidae
Source: the annotation of a GenBank genome assembly
UCGGGCCGUCGGGCCGUCGGGCCGUCGACCCGAGGCACAACCUCGACUUCCAGGCCUAAGGGCAGAGACGUACACAUCAGACGGUCUGGCCAAUCAGGACACGGCAUGCUGAUCCUUUAUCGAUCAGACUGCAGGAGUGCCGAGCUCAGCCAAUCACCGCCAGGCGACAGGAAGAGCUGA